AGUGUGAACAAACUCGUCCGAUAUCCUUGUUAGCUACACAUUCUAAGCUGUUCGAAAAAGUGCUCUUACUAAGAAUUAGACACUGGGCUGAAACAAAUCGUUUAGUACCUUUAGAACAAUCAGGGUUCCGUCCAAAAUGUCUUCUACCUACUCGCGUUCUGUCAAUAUAUCAGGAAGUGAAAAAUAGCAUGGCAGCUAAUAUUCCGACACUAGCACUCUAUGUCGAUUACCAAAAGGCUUAUGAUCGUGUAUGGCAUGCUGGUCUUCUGUGUAAAUUAGAUAGACUGGGUAUGCCUCUCAACUUAUUGAAAAUGAUUGAUAGUUGGUUAAAAGAUAGAAGAGCUUACGUAGAAUAUGGUGAAAUAACUUCGAAAAUAUUUAAGAUAAAUAUAGGACUUCCACAGGGCAGUAGUCUUAGUCCAUACUUAUUUAUAGUAUUUCAUUCAGAUCUAACAAAUUACCUGGGAGCUCAUUCAUGUCAUCUAUUUGCAGAUGAUCUGUGUGUAUUAAUUAGACCUCCCAUUAUGAAAAAAUUAGACCCGAUGAUUGAAUACUUAGAAAAAGAAGGUACACGAAUUUGUAAGCAGGUUCUUAUAUAUUCAAAAAAGUGGAAACAACCGUUAAAUGUUUCGAAAACUGUAGUACAACUUUUUCAUACACAAGUAAAAAGACCGAUAGUAAACGUAACGAUAGACGGUAACAAAAUCGAAUUAGUCAGAGAAUUCAAAUACCUAGGUUUUACCUGGACGGAUAAACUAUCAUUGAAACCAACAAUCGAAAAAGCGAUAGGAAAUAUUCAGAGAUCGCUAGGAAAACUAAAAUGGAUGAAAUCUGGUCGCGAAAUGUCAUGUAAAGCUCUCCGGCAAUGUUUUUUCGCAUUCACGUUCCCUCAUUUCGCUUGGUUAUUCCCACUUUUUCCACUCCUCUCAGAAUCUCAACAAAAUAUAGUGCAACAAAAAUUCCGUGUGGGACUUCGGCUGGUGCAUCGCUGCCCUUUCGUUUCUGCUCAAAAUCUGUUCAAUGUCACCCCAGAACAACCCUUAGAAUUUUAUGUUAAAAAAUAUAUUCAACGAAGACUAAAGACCAUUUUCACAAUUGAUCUUGGUUCUUCAUUGUUCUAUGAAGAUAUUUUUAUGUGGGACAACUUUUAUAAAAGAAAAAACGAUCAUCUUGGGCAUUUUUUUUGUUUACGUCGCGUUCGGCUAUUGCAAGAUCGACAUGAGUCUUUCCUUUUAAAAUGGUUGUCCUUUGUUGAUGUGAAUUAAUGUCACAGAAAGACGCUUAAAUGUAAUGCUUAUGCAAUUUUCUUUUUCGUUUUUGCUCUCUUUCUUAUUACUUUUUAUCUCGCGUCGUUUCUCUUGGUUUGUUCUUCGUCUUUUUUCGAGUUGCUCGCUCUACUCACGAAUCCUCGCUGCUACUCAUCAUCAGUACUUCUCUCACUAUCGUCCUCUUCUCUUUCUUUUAUUCCUGGUUUAUUCUUUUCUUUUUCAUUUAUUUACUCUCUAAAUAUCCUCAUAUACAGAAGUUGGUACUCAGUAUAACAUAUUGUUGGCACAAAUUGUAACGCUUUGCUUUAAUGAUGCACUAUUUCGCUUAUACAUCUAUAAUUCUCUCUUUUAUUAUGUAAGCACUUCCGAGUGUUACAUUCACGAGCAUAAUAAAAAAAAAAGAAAAAAAAAAAGUGCAUUCAUAUAUGUCUCGAUUAAAUGAAAGUAAAAUUUCAUAUCCACUUGAAUACUGGUCUUUCUCGCAUGAGAUAUUCGUACUCAAUGUUCAAUGCUAUCGGUCGUUUGAUGUCACAGACAGCUUCAUCGAAUCGUUUUUAUCUUGACUUUCAUUCGACUUUCUACUCUGUUAAGCACAUGCAAGCAUCAACCUAAUAAAAACAAUGAUACCUUUAUUUAUUGUGAUAAUAUUUAUUUCGCAAUAGUAUCCAAUUGUCAAGACUGCACAGCGGAUAGUAAUAAAAACUAUCAAUUAUUGAAGUACUACAGUGCUGAAAUUGUAAGACUAAUUAUUGUAUUUUCAUAAAUAGAUAAAAUUAUGCAUGUUAAACUGCAGAAAAAAGUGCGUUUAUGGCAGUUGAUCCAUCGAAAUAGUUGAAGAAUUUUGAAAGACAGCAACAAAAUGAAAACAUGGAGACAAAAAGAAAAAGAUUCGUUGAAAAUUCAUUGCGAUAAAUUUUUAACUGUACUUCUAUCUUUUUAUUUUUUGAUUUAAUAUGUAUACCCUUCAUUUUAUUAUGAUUAUUCUUUUAGUCUCUUGUUUAUUUUUUACUAUCUGCCUGGCUCAGAUGAAACUAGUCAUAAUUGAUAAUGAAAUGUCAAUUAAAAGUAGUCAUAACCGAUAAUUGUCUCUUCCUUUUCCGACUUACUUUGAAAAGUUUGAUAUAGUGACUCAAUUAUAUUGACGUGUGACAAGAAAAGAGGAAUUGAAGAAAUGACGUGUGACAAGAAAAGAGGAAUUGAAUAAAUGACGUGUGACAAGAAAAGAGGAAUUGAAGAAAUGACGUGUGACAAGAAAAGAGGAAUUGAAUAAAUGACGUGUGACAAGAAAAGAGGAAUUGAAGAAAUGACGUUUGAAAAAUUCAAAUGUUGCAUACUUCGUCAGUAUUUAUACCCGAAAAUAAAUACACUUUCAACCAAAGUCAUCUGUUUAUAAUAAGUUUGAUAUAACUAUCAUACACAUAUUUAUUUCAAUCUUCUCUAUCCCCGAUCGAAUUUGUAGUUUACAAAAAUGCAUAUGUGCUACAAAUAUAUCAUCAUCAUAUUGGCUUUUGCUAAUUCAUGUAAGUAAAUAUCGUACUAGACUAACUUUAGGUAGCGGAAAAUGGAAUUCGAUCUACUCCACCAUUAGAUAACAUCACUAACAGUUUUCACAAAGGAUUGAGAUAGAAAGUUUUCUCACUACUCAAUUUUACACAGCCUGAAACUAUAGUAACAAAGUACCUCGUACCAUCGAAGUAGUAAACCCCUCCUCAGAAUAGAAGGCCACCCCAGAACAAAAACUCACAAGGCGUAAUAGAAGGUCAUGGGAUUUCAAAAAUUUUUUUUUAGAAAUUCAGUGGAUUUUUAUAUUUUAGUACUUAAAAUCUCGGUUUUUUAGUAAAAACCAAGGUUUUGUUGCUAAAAUGACUUUUUUUGUAGUAAAAAAAAACUGGUUUUAUGAAACUUGACUGCUAAAAGCGCCUUUUUGAAUGCCAGAAAAUGUUUCCAAAAACCCUUGGUUUUUUAGGUAAAUCUUAGCAAAAAAUAGUCCACAAUAGAAGGCUACCUUUGCGGAAGCCAGGUGAAUUUCCAUAAUAGAAGGCCAUGGCUUUUUAUUCUGGGGGGGGGGGGGUACCCAAUAUGUAUGUCUAUUUUUGUAUUUCGUGAAGAGAAGCUCUUUUUAAUAAACUUUUCUGCUCAAAACUCGAAAGAUCAUGAUUUAUAGUGAGUCAACAGCCGAAUACUACGGUCAUUUCUUAUCCAAAUAGUGGUGAAUACGUACCGGCAUUUUCAUUUCUUAAUGCUAUGUACAAAGUUGUACUUAAUGGAAAUCAAUCAUCUAAUCUUUUGACAAUUGUUGAAGAAUUGAUUUAUAUUGGUAAUGCAUCUCGAUGUCAUUAUCAUACAAAAGAAGACGAAACAAUUCGUGUACUUAAUGGUACUCUUCAAGUUUAUCUGGGUGGCUAUCAAUUUUGUGCACCAGCUGGUACGAGUUUUCACAUUCCACGAAAUAUCAUACAGUCGCAUCGAAAUCUUGGUUCAAAACCAAUCCAUGUAGAAUUAUUAUUUUCGCCGUCGAAUAUAGAGAAUUAUUUGGGUCAAGUUACUCCUGUCUUUGCUGAACAACCGGUCAAUACUACUCGAGCAGCUGAACUUGCACGUACAUUUGGAGUGGUACAUUUACCUGACAUUCCAUGGAAAGAUCUCAAUUGUGCAUUUAAUGAUAGCAUGUUGUUCAUAUCAUCUGUUCAUUUGAUAUUUUUCAUUGUUUUACUUCAUGUUUUUGCAUCUGUAUAUAAUAAAUUUCAAUGA
This is a messenger RNA of Rotaria sp. Silwood2, 4019 nucleotides long. The record is from the annotation of a GenBank genome assembly. NCBI's taxonomy places the organism in Eukaryota, Metazoa, Rotifera, Eurotatoria, Philodinida, Philodinidae.